Gaeumannomyces tritici R3-111a-1 is the source of this 237-nucleotide messenger RNA. RefSeq lists its product as hypothetical. Bases 1 to 237 code for a protein of 78 amino acids. The record is from RefSeq and is a predicted model, not a curated record. The transcript has a single exon. NCBI's taxonomy places the organism in Eukaryota, Fungi, Ascomycota, Sordariomycetes, Magnaporthales, Magnaporthaceae.
AUGGCGAGCGAGUUGUGUCCUAGGGCAAGGUCGAUCCAUUUGUCGAAGUUGGGUGGCGGCGGAAUGCCGUGCCGCUGCUGGUACGCCUCGACCGCCUCCUCAAGCGUUCGGCCGCUCGCUGCCCGCCCUUGCCAUAGCACCGACUCGGCGUUGGCUUUUGCGAUCUUCCAGGUGGCCGGCAACCUGUGGCUGCUCCUCGUCCAGCUCUGGGUGGAGGCUCCUCCUGCCGAACCGUAG